AUGAUGCGCUGCCUCGCCGCGCUGCUCGUCGCCCCCGUCGCGCGCGCCAACGUGUGCCAGCGCUACGACGGCGAUAAAGCGGCCUGCGAGAGCGCGGGCUGCCUCUCCGACGGCCUGUGCCGCUGGGAGUCGUGGUCCAACCUCUGCGAGGGCUACGAGGCCGGGGGCAUCAAAUGCGUCGACGGCGUCGCCGUCAUCAUCCACGCGCCCACGAUCGCCCCGUCGGCGCUGCCGUCGCCCGCGCCCACGCACCUGCCGCCGACGCUGACUUUAGCCCCGACGACGGGCUGCGAGGACGGCGAGGCGCCCUACCGGCUCGCGCUCUACGACUACGGCGAGGACGGCUGGGAGGGCGCGACCUACAGCGUGACCUCCGGCGACACGGUCGUCGCGACGGGGACCCUCGAGCGCGGCGGCGAGGGCGUCGACGGCUUCUGCCUGCUCGACGGGACCUACGAGCUGGCCUUCGGCGGCGGCGCCGACGACGCGGAGACGAGCGUCCAGUUCCUGCCCGCGGACGAGCAAUUGGUGACGGCCACGGUGGGCCCCGCGUCCUUCUCCUUCGUCGCGGCCGCGGGCGCCGUCGUGGACGCGGACGCGUC
This is a messenger RNA of Aureococcus anophagefferens, 602 nucleotides long. RefSeq names its product expressed protein. The record is from RefSeq and is a predicted model, not a curated record. The transcript has a single exon. The annotation marks the transcript as partial. NCBI's taxonomy places the organism in Eukaryota, Pelagophyceae, Pelagomonadales, Pelagomonadaceae.